Molecule: messenger RNA, 1499 nt
Organism: Tupaia belangeri chinensis (Chinese tree shrew)
Lineage: Eukaryota; Metazoa; Chordata; Mammalia; Scandentia; Tupaiidae
Gene: CCDC78
Product: coiled-coil domain containing 78
Exons: 11
Coding region: 348-1499 (383 amino acids)
Cellular component (GO): cytoplasm
Source: RefSeq, a predicted model, not a curated record
GCCAAUGGCUCGCCUGCCUGUCUGCAUAGCUGACGCCCAGACGGUGUGUAACAAGCGUGCAGACCCACAUGGUAGAGCAGCCGGUAACAGCCGCGGCUGCGGCCCCACCCACAGCCCAGGCGGGACACUUGACUGCGUGCUGCUUCCACCUGAGGUGGAGGGCACCUAGAGUGUCCCCUGUCCUCCCAAACCCUGCUCGGCGCUGCCCUUGUGGGUGAGGUCCAGGAACCUCUCCAUACCAACGGAGGCCCUGGCAACGCAAGCCAUAGCCACAGCCCAGUAGCAACAGCCAGAGCAGGCUGGAGCCGGCACAGUGCUCCAACAAGAGGCCAGAGUUCCUGCACCCUAUGGCGCGGGCACCGACCCCAGCCACUGAGAAUGUUUUGCCACGAGCUGAAGACUGGCUGUCAGGAGGUCCUGGGGAUGCCCCAGCAUGGGCCAGCAGCCUUGGGGCCGAGCUCUCCUCCGACCCAAAGCUGGGUGAGGUGCAAUGGCUGCAGAUCUCCAAAGAGCUGGUCAGCCUUCAGAUCGCAGCCCAUCGCCUUCAAGAGCAGCACGAGGCUGAGGUCUUCACUCUGCAGAGCGAGAUCCUUCGGCUGGAGAGCCGCGUGCUGGACCUGGAGCUGUGCAGAGACCAUGCUGGGCGUGGACCUGCAGGCCCAGCUCUGACACUAGAGCGUGGACACAAAGGCUGGGGGGCCGGAUCCUCUGACCGCCACAAGUGCCAGCUGCCAGCAGGCCGGGAACAAGGAGGGGCACAGCAGGCGCUGGAGCAGCACGUGAUCCGGCAGCAGGGGCCAGACGCCACCUUGCAUUGUGGCAGCAGGACAGCCCUGGGUCUGCAGCUGCAGCGAGCCCAGGAGGAGACAAGGGCAGCUGGGCAGCAACUAGCCGCACAAGCUGUGGUGCUGUCUGCCUGCCAGGGCCAGCUCCGCCAGGCUGAGGCAGAGAACGCCCAGCUGCAGCUGCAGCUCAAAGAGCUGCACCAGGUGUAUGCCCUCCGGCUGGAGCACUCUGCCCGCCAGGUGCUGGAGUAUGCCGACGACACGGGCCAGGCACCUGCAGUUGCAGCCCUUCGGCAAUUCCUGGAGGCCACUCUGGACGACAUCCGGGCAGCCCACCACAACCGUGAGCAACAGCUGGCCAGGGCUGCUCGCACCUACCGCAGGCGCCUGGCAGAUCUGAGCCACUGGCAUCAGGAGCUGCUGGCUGCCCGCAGGGGUCUGGACACAGCACUCUGGGCCCAGAUCCACCAGAAGCUCCGGGACUUCGCCCGUGGCACACAGGCAGCGCUGGAAGGGGAGCGGGCGCAGCUGCUGGUCCGGGCCGCCAUGGCUGAGGCACAACUCUCAGAGCUACAGGAGUAUGUGGGGCAGCGCCUGGGCAGGUACAAGCAAGAGAUCCUCAGGCUGACGGAGCUGGUGGGGACAGGGGCCCCCUGGAAAGUGGGGACCACGCCCCCAACCCAGUCUCAGCACCCACAGACGGGCAGCCGCUAG